Messenger RNA from Clupea harengus (Atlantic herring), 1828 nucleotides. RefSeq names its product serum amyloid A-like 1 (gene saal1). Gene Ontology annotation, biological process: positive regulation of synoviocyte proliferation. NCBI's taxonomy places the organism in Eukaryota, Metazoa, Chordata, Actinopteri, Clupeiformes, Clupeidae. The record is from RefSeq and is a predicted model, not a curated record. Gene Ontology annotation, cellular component: nucleoplasm.
CAGAGACCGGCUUAAAGUGACGACAUCCGGUUUUAAUACACUUUCCCUGAUCAUACAGUUUUCCUACCGACAAUUGCUUUUGAGUUGUCCGUUAGAGAAACAUCAGCAUGUCAGAUUCUUCUGAGGAAUAUAACGACUCGCCAGAGAUGGACCGAAACCCCUCGCCGCCCCCUGAAAACGAGGAAGAAGGAGAGAGUGAGGCGGCGGACGCCAUCGGAGGGACAGUGUAUAGUAAACAUUGGCUAUUCAGCACACUGACCCGACUAGUGCAGGCAAUAACAGAGCAAAAUUCAGGUGAAGGCCUGACUGAGCUGUCAGAAGAGCAGGAAGAUGAACUGUGUAAAGUCUGGGACAUGGCCAUGGACCAGAAUGUUGCCGGAUUCCUUCAGGAGUUUAAAGCUCCUGACAUCCUAUUGGGCGUGAUCGCCAAAUCAAGAUGCCCACGGCUCACAGAGAUAUGUGUGGGCAUUCUUGGCAAUAUGGCCUGUUUCCAUGACACCUGUUUGGAUCUCAGUCAGAAUGAAGAUCUGGGAGCAGUACUUUUGCUUCUCCUUGGAGAUGCAGAUCCACCCACUUUGUUGGAGACAUGCAGGCUUCUGCUGACCUGCAUGUCCCAGGCCGAUGCGUCCUUCCUGUGGCUGGAGAGGAUGAACCAGCAGCCGUCUGUCUGCCCCAGCCUCUGCUUCAUCAUGAGCAGCUCCACCAACGUGGAUCUCUUGGUGAAGGUAGGGGAGUUGGUGGAUAAGCUCUUUGAUGAGGACGAGGAGUUGAUGAGGAGCUGGGUGUCGGGAUGUUGCCGUGGUGAUCAGAACGAGGACGACUGUAACGGGGAUGAGCCCAGGCCAGACGUGACAACCUCUCUGCUGGAGGCUGCCAAGCAGCUUAGGUCAGAGAGCACUGAGGGCCUAGAAGUGUACCUGCAUGCCAUCCAGCUCCUCACUACAAUAGAUGAGGGCAUACAGGCCAUGGUGUGUGAGGAGGGCCCCGGCGCUGCUGUGUGGGCGUUCCUGUGUGUGGUGGUGUGUGAGGACCUAUGCCAGCCAGACGACCUCGCCCUCAGCCUACAGGAGCAGAAGGCCCUGUUAGGCCCCGCCCUUGCCGUGCUCUCCGCUCUCUACGCAUGCCAGGGCCAGCACUUCAAAGCAGACAUCAAUCUGAAUUUGCUGGGCAGUGCCCUGCGUGUGUUGCAGUACCACAGAGAGAACCAGCUCAGCCACAGAGCUGAAGAGCGCCCUGGGCACCGACCGAGAGGAGAUGGAGAGAGCGGUGAAGAGGAAGACGUGCAGCUGACAGCCCUGGUGGAGUGCACAUGUGAACUACUGGCCAACAUCCUUGUUGAGAUGUCUAGAGAUGAAGUGUCUGAGUUAAUAAAGAGCCGUUGGCUUACUGAGAAAAACUGCUUGUCUGCAGCCAAAGCCCUACUCCCACAACAUACAGCUGCGAUGCAGCACCUCGUGGGUGUCCUGUCUGACGUGGAGCCCAAACUGGCAGACUGUGUGAGAAAGGAGUUUCCCUCCUUGUCGGCUCAGAGUUGAGGCCUAAGCCAAACCAGGCCCAUCCAAGAUGCCCCCAUCCCCAACACACACAUUCAUUCAUACACACCUUUCAGCUCCUGGAGAAAUUGUAAAUUCUGGUCAAUCAGGCACAGUUUGCAGUGUCUCAGUAUUUUUCUCCCUGUCGUCCAUUAAUUCACUCAUUCAUAGACUGCAUAGGACUGGCCAGCAAGUUGGUAUCUACGGACUGGAUUUUGCAUGUGUCUGUCUCUGAAUUUGUAUCUUUUCUAGAGGACAAAAAUAUUGGUAUAAAUAAAUGUAUUUUCCUUUUUGUA